Choloepus didactylus (southern two-toed sloth) is the source of this 1801-nucleotide messenger RNA. It is a transcript of the gene GOT1, whose product is annotated as glutamic-oxaloacetic transaminase 1. Gene Ontology annotation, molecular function: pyridoxal phosphate binding; L-aspartate:2-oxoglutarate transaminase activity. Gene Ontology annotation, biological process: L-aspartate biosynthetic process. Gene Ontology annotation, cellular component: cytosol. The transcript has 9 exons. The record is from RefSeq and is a predicted model, not a curated record. NCBI's taxonomy places the organism in Eukaryota, Metazoa, Chordata, Mammalia, Pilosa, Megalonychidae. Bases 113 to 1354 code for a protein of 413 amino acids.
CGCCCCCGCCGUAUGGGUGAAGGUGAACGUCUCCUCCAGGCGCCGCGGCCAGACUGGACAGAACAGCCCGUGAGCAGGAAAGGGGAUCUGGGCUAAUUCCGGCGCUCUAGCUAUGGCGCCUCCGUCUAUCUUUGCCGAGGUUCCGCAGGCCCAGCCAGUCCUUGUGUUUAAGCUCACCGCCGACUUCCGGGAGGAUCCGGACCCCCGCAAGGUCAACCUGGGAGUGGGAGCUUAUCGCACGGAUGAUAGCCAGCCCUGGGUUUUGCCGGUUGUGAGGAAGGUGGAGCAGAAGAUUGCUAAUGACAGUAGCCUAAACCAUGAAUACCUGCCGAUUCUGGGCCUCCCCGAAUACCGGACUUGUGCUUCUCGCCUGGUCCUUGGGGACGACAGCGUAGCUCUCAAGGAGAAGCGGGUAGGGGCUGUGCAGAGUUUGGGGGGAACAGGUGCACUUCGAAUUGGAGCUGAGUUCUUAGCUCGAUGGUACAAUGGAACAAACAACAAAGAUACACCUGUCUAUGUAUCCUCGCCAACCUGGGAGAAUCAUAAUGGUGUAUUUUCUGCUGCUGGUUUUAAAGACAUUCGGACCUAUCGUUACUGGGAUGCAGCAAAGAGAGGACUUGACCUCCAGGGUCUCCUGAAUGAUCUAGAGAAUGCUCCCGAGUUCUCCAUCUUUGUCCUCCAUGCCUGUGCACACAAUCCAACAGGGACUGACCCAACUCCAGAGCAGUGGAAGGAGAUUGCCUCCGUCAUGAAGCGCCGGUUUCUGUUCCCCUUCUUUGACUCAGCCUAUCAGGGCUUUGCCUCUGGAAGCCUAGAGAAAGACGCCUGGGCCGUUCGCUAUUUUGUUUCUGAAGGCUUUGAGCUCUUCUGUGCACAGUCCUUCUCCAAGAACUUCGGGCUCUACAAUGAGCGAGUGGGGAAUCUGACUGUGGUUGGAAAAGAACCUGAUGGCAUCCUGCGUGUCCUUUCCCAGUUGGAGAAGAUUGUGCGAGUUACUUGGUCCAAUCCUCCCGCUCAGGGAGCUCGGAUUGUGGCGUGUACCCUUUCUAACCCCGAGCUCUUUAAGGAAUGGACAAAUAACGUGAAGACAAUGGCUGACCGGAUUUUGACCAUGAGGUCUGAUCUCAGAGCACGGUUGGAAGCCCUCAAGACCCCUGGAACCUGGCAUCAUAUCACUGAGCAAAUUGGAAUGUUCAGUUUCACCGGGUUAAACCCUAAGCAGGUUGAAUAUCUGGUCAAUGAAAAACACAUCUAUCUGCUGCCAAGUGGUCGAAUCAACAUGUGUGGUCUAACCACCAAAAAUAUAGAUUAUGUGGCAAACUCCAUCCAUGAAGCAGUCACCAAAAUUCAGUGAAGAAACAUUCUCCAAACCAGCACCACCAAAGCAGUUCUGCAUCAUGUGUGUUCCCUGCCUGCACAAACCUAGCUGUAUAUAUAUAUAUUUGUACAGCAUGUAUUAGAGACUACUGAAGGCCUGAAAUGGCUGAUCUGGUGAGACUGCCUGUUUCCAACUGGCCCCCUGUGAAGAGAAUAUCCUUGGAAGAGAAAUGGGGGCCUGUGAUUAGAGCUUUUGUGGAGGCCAGAGCAAAAUAAUAUUUUUAUUGAAGAAGAACAAAAAAAUACUUUGAUCAUGAGAUGCAGAGAUCUUGCCCCUCUCACUAGAGUUGCCCAUGAGGCUCAUGUGUUCUGCAUGUUGUUUGAUUCUGUAUGAAGUCUAGUCUCAAAGAUCAAGUUGUCUGAAGGAACCAAGUGUGAUUGUGGGUGUUGGCUGUGUCAUUAAAACUUGUCAUCUCAACCCAGA